This is a messenger RNA of Colletotrichum acutatum, 1202 nucleotides long. Its product is annotated as S1/P1 nuclease. The record is from RefSeq and is a predicted model, not a curated record. NCBI's taxonomy places the organism in Eukaryota, Fungi, Ascomycota, Sordariomycetes, Glomerellales, Glomerellaceae. Bases 197 to 1117 code for a protein of 306 amino acids. The transcript has 3 exons. Gene Ontology annotation, molecular function: endonuclease activity; nucleic acid binding. Gene Ontology annotation, biological process: DNA catabolic process.
CGCCACAUCAGACGGCAGCCAGCCACUUCAGAGGUGACAGCCCAAUAGUGCGAUGCAACGGGUUAGCUUGUCGCACAGGUCACUCGCUGGAGGGGGAACGGCGAUAUCUGAUAAGAGCUCCAAGCUCCGCGUUUGCGUCGCAGGUUGCUAAACAACUGACAACGCUCUUGCACAUACAGCAUCUACCCAACUGAGGAUGCGUCUCUCUACUAUUCUCUUGGCUGCGGUCGUCAGACCGGUCGUUUCUUGGGGCAAUGUCGGUCACCGAACCGUCGGGUACCUCGCUGAGAAAUACUUGACUGAUGAAGCUGCCGCCAUCUACGGGGACCUGCUCGCCAACGAUCGCAACUAUGACUUCUCCGAUGCUGCGACUUGGGCUGAUACGCUCAGAGGCCACAUGGGCUGGGCAAGCAAGUAUCACUACAUCAAUCCCCGCGACGACCCCCCUAACAUGUGCGGCAUGAAGUACCCUCAAGACUGCCCAUCCAGCGGCUGCAUCAUAUCCGCCAUCACAAACUACACUUCUCAAAUCCUCGAUACGAGCCUCCCGCAUAUUGACCGCAAGAACGCGACAAUGUUUGUAAUACACUUCCUGGGCGACAUCCAUCAGCCCCUGCACGCCACAGGUCUCCUCCGCGGCGGCAACGACAUCCGGCCCGUCUGCUGGCGCCGCCAGCCCAACCACGGCGUCUGCAACGGCCCCAUGAGUCUGCACUCCGUCUGGGAUACCCAGAUUCCGCACCGCAUUCGCGGUCUGCCGCCGCACCUGAGCAUCCCGCAAGAGAAGGUUGCCGCCGCCUCAUGGGCAGCUGACCUCUAUCAACGCCAAGAGCAGGCGGGUGUCAACGCGACGGCCGGGCAGUGCAUCGAUCUCAAGACGGGUUCGUGUGCAUUAGGCUGGGCCACGGAGUCGAACGCGUAUGUCUGUUCGCACGUGCUGAAGAAGGGCCUGGCUUGGUUGAAGUCGAAUGACCUCAGCGAGGGGUACUUUGAUGAGAACUGGGAAGUCGUCGAUGAGGUGAUUGGGAAGGCGGGCGUGAGGUUGGGGGCGUGGUUGAACGCCAUUGCCGAGAGAUUGUCUGCUGAGCAGAAGGAUCCUGUGUUUGAAGAUCUUUGAAGAAUCAAACGGGCUUGGUCGCUGGGCAUGAUGUCCAGGCUAGACAGCAUUAUCUGAGGGCGAUACUUGGCGGGAUCUGAUUUCC